CAGACGAAAGUGGGAGGUGUCUUUACUCUCCCUUUCAAGCGUAAAAUCUUCACUCUCUCAACGGACCAGGUGUGGAUAGACUAAACACCUGUAAUCACGCUUUCGGGCAGGUGUGUGGGAGUGAAAGUGAGAGUGGCUUGUGUUACCUGCCCGUGGUGUUGAUUAAGAAGAAAUGGGCGGGGUGGUGAAGGUGUUGAAGGUGGUGAGGUGUGGUGAGAAGAGGUGAUGUGAGUUGUUUUUUUUUUUUUUUUUACAGCAAAGGAGACAGCAGGCCCUUAAAAAUAGGAAACAAAAAAAAAAAGCCCGAUACUCGAAUCAAAACUCUUUAGAUGCGGAAAAGUAACGAGUGAGGACGUUUGGUGGUGGUGAAGGUGGUGGUUGUGGUAGUGGUGGUGGUGGUGGUGGUGGUGGUGAUGGUGGUAGGUGUGGCCGGCAGAGUAGUUUGAUGAGAGGAGAGGGAGGGAAGACUUUCUGGUACAGAGGAAGAUAAAGAAGGAAGUCGUUUGAAAAUUCAGACUUUGGUGGUGAAGAAGAAGAAGAAGAAGAAGAAAAAGAAGAAGAAAACAGGAAAAGAAAAGCAAAAGAGAGAAGAAAGCUACGAAGAGCAGGUCAGGGCAGCAAGCAUGUCAGCGGCAGGGGCAGGAGGAGCGGCAGGGGAUAGUCAGCAGGUUCGUAAGGCGUCGUGGCAGAGCAGCCUUGCCAACCCCGGCCAGCGCGUCUCAGCCCUUCACCACUCUGCCAGGCUGUCUGACCUCACCAUUAUCCUGCCUGGCCUAAAUACGCCUAUCAAGGCCCACCGUCUCGUCCUGGCCAUGAGUUCGCCGGUGUUCGAGGCCAUGCUGUACGGGCCACUAGCGGAGGGGCCCGAGGUGGCAUUGCAGGAGGACCCCCCGGAGGCGCUGACGUGGCUCCUGGAGUAUAUGUACCGCGGCACCACCAGGCUCCCCGACGUGGCCAUGACCGUCAAGGUGUACCAGGUGGCCAGCAAGUACCAGGUGGAGCCCCUCAUGGCCCUGUGCUCCGAGUACCUGCAGGCGACGCUGACGGCCGCCAACCUACCCGAGAUUUACGACACGGCGAUGCUGCUGGAGGACACGAGGCUGCUGCAGAGGUGUUCCCAGAUCGUGAACCACUCCCCCACCGCUGUGCUCACCUCCCCCCAGCUGGGCCGCCUCUCCCGCAGUGCCCUCACUCACCUUCUCGAUCACCCCCUGCACAUCACCUCCGAAGUUGUGUUGCUGCAAGCGAUUCUACGAUGGGGCCGCGCCCAGGGCACACGUAAGCAGCUGCGGGAGGAGAUUGAGGAGUUCCUGCCGCAGAUUCGCUUCCUGACGCUGAGCACCGACGAGUUCGUGGAGCACGUGAUGCCGGCGGGCGUGCUCAGCCUCUCCGAGAUGACGGCGCUGCUUAUGAACAUCAAGCGGCUGGAGGGCAUGGCGCUGCCGGCCCUCUGCUGCCCCGAGCGGGACAAACGGCUGUGUUAUGACGAGACGCUGCUGCGCUGCCUCACCCUAGCGCCGCGCCCCUCAGCGCCGCGCUCCCGGAAGCAGGCGCGCGGCAGCAUCUUCGUGCACGCCCAAAACGAGCAGGUCCUCAUCGCCGACCUGCGCACCGCCACGCCCCUGCAGCUGGCACGCAUCGAGUGCCGCGCUAUCCACCCCACCAGCGGUCUGGCCUGCGUCAGCGUCAAGGACAGCGAGGGCAACGAGCUGGCCGCCGUGGCCGCCGAGGGGUCAGAGGCUCGCUUCCCUGGCCCCGUGCAGCUCAGGCCCAGCGCCGCCCACAGCAUCACCGUCAGCAUGGAGGGUCACUGGCCGCGCGGGGAGCUGGGCGAGGCCAUGGCCACGGAGGACGAGGUGCGCCUCACGGCCAGGGUGGCCUACACGGAGGGCCGCACCGGCUCCGUCACCCUGCACUUCUGGUCCUUCAACUAACACACACACACACACACACACACACACACAGGAUUUUCUGCGUGCUUUACCUCACUAUUGAGUGCAAAGGUCAACGCUUCUCACCUCACCAUGACAACAUUUCAUUUCUCGCCGCCACGCGCUGAGCUGUUCUGCGGGCAUGAUUGUGUCCCGCGCCACGCCGCCAAUACGCAUCGCUAGGGCAGACGCUUUACUCACUAAAUAAAUAGAAUAUUCGCAAAAAAAACCAGACGUGUGUUCAUCAAUCCUAGCAAGUUAGUCAACCAUCUCGUCAACAGUUCACACAGAAAACGUGGCGAGGACUCCGUCGUAUGAGAAAAUGGACCCGCUUCAACGAUGUAUGACCAUUAUAAAUCUGGUAGCUGACCUUGACAGACAACCACAGAAGCAGCGCCAGCAGCAUCAACAGCAAAAGCAAUCAAUGCCAAUAGAAGUAGUAGUAAUGGUAGUAGUUAGUAG
Eriocheir sinensis (Chinese mitten crab) is the source of this 2393-nucleotide messenger RNA. Its product is annotated as BTB/POZ domain-containing protein 6-B-like. NCBI's taxonomy places the organism in Eukaryota, Metazoa, Arthropoda, Malacostraca, Decapoda, Varunidae. The coding region runs from base 624 to 1934 and encodes 436 amino acids. The transcript has 6 exons. The record is from RefSeq and is a predicted model, not a curated record. Gene Ontology annotation, biological process: neurogenesis. Gene Ontology annotation, cellular component: cytosol; P-body. Gene Ontology annotation, molecular function: protein binding.